Molecule: messenger RNA, 1470 nt
Organism: Hansenula ciferrii
Lineage: Eukaryota; Fungi; Ascomycota; Saccharomycetes; Phaffomycetales; Wickerhamomycetaceae
Gene: APE4
Product: aspartyl aminopeptidase
Exons: 2
Coding region: 1-1470 (489 amino acids)
Biological process (GO): proteolysis
Cellular component (GO): fungal-type vacuole
Molecular function (GO): zinc ion binding; metalloaminopeptidase activity
Source: RefSeq, a predicted model, not a curated record
AUGGGCCGAGAUUUCAUAUCAUUUUUAAAUGCUUCUCCUACUCCAUAUCAUACUGUGGAUAACGUUAAACAUAAAUUAUCCAAAAAUGGAUUCCAAGAAUUAUCUGAAAGAAUAAGUUGGGCAGGUCAAGUUGAAAAAGGUGGGAAAUAUUUUGUUACUAGAAAUGCUUCAUCUAUAAUUGCAUUCACUGUUGGUGAAAAAUGGGUUCCAGGUAAUGGUAUUUCCAUUGUAGGUGCUCAUACAGAUUCCCCAGUUUUACGUAUAAAACCAAUUUCUAAAAAAAACAAUGAAGGUUUUAUUCAAAUUGGUGUUGAAUUAUAUGGUGGUGGUAUUUGGCAUAGUUGGUUUGAUUCUGAUUUAAGUAUUGCUGGUAGAGUAUUAAUUAAACAAGAUGGUAAAAUUAUACCAAAGUUAAUUGAUAUUAAAAAACCUUUAUUGAAGAUUCCAACUUUAGCUAUUCAUUUAGAUCGUGAUGUUAAUAACAAAUUUGAAUUUAAUAAAGAAUCUCAAUUAUUACCAAUUGCUGGAUUAUCAAAUGCUGCACCAAAGGCAAAUGAUACUAAUUUAGCUAAAGAACAUAGUAAAGGUGGAUGUUGUGAAAGUACACCAAUUUCAAAUGAAAAUUUCACAUCUUUACAAACUGUGGUUCAAAGACAUAAUGAACAAUUAGUUGAAUUGAUUGCCAAGGAAGCAGGUUCCACUGUUGAAAACUUGGAAGAUUUUGAAUUAAUUCUUUAUGAUCAUAAACCAUCAACAUUAGGUGGAUUAAAUGAUGAACUUAUUUUCAGUGCAAGAUUAGAUAAUUUAACUUCAUGUUUCACCGCGGUAGAAGGUCUUGUUGAAUCUUCAAGCAGCUCAAACUCAUUAAAAGAAGAAAAUGGUAUUCGUUUAGUUUCAUUAUUUGAUCAUGAAGAAAUUGGGUCAUCUUCAGCUCAAGGUGCAGAUUCAAAUUUCUUACCAAAUAUCUUGGAUAGAAUUACAGGAUUAACAGGUGUACCAGAAAAAGAUUUAGAAUCUUCAAUUAAAUCAUAUAUUUUGGAAUCUUCUGCAAAAUCAUUUUUCCUUUCUUCAGAUGUUGCACAUGGUGUUCAUCCAAAUUAUACAAAUAAAUAUGAAUCAAAUCAUAAACCAAAAUUAGGUGAAGGUCCAGUUAUCAAAAUUAAUGCAAAUCAACGUUAUGUUACAAAUAGUCCAGGUAUUGCUCUUUUAAAAGAAGUUGCAACAAGAGGUCAAGUUCCAUUACAAUUAUUUGUUGUACCAAAUGCAUCACCUUGUGGUUCUACAAUUGGUCCUAUUUUGGCAUCUAAAACUGGUAUUAGAACUUUAGAUUUAGGUAAUGGUGUUUUAAGUAUGCAUAGUAUUAGAGAAACUUCAAGUACAGUUGAUAUUGAAAAACAAAUUAAAUUAUUUAAAUCAUUUUAUGAAAAUUUUACUACAAUUGAACCAACAAUUUUGAUUGAUGGGGUUUAA